AUGGGAGUUAUGGGGUUCGAAGAGACGUUUACAGCUUAUUUAGUGGGAGAUAAAGGGAAGGAUCCGAAGAACCACAUGUGUCACUUUAAGUACAAGAAGCUCAAGAAUGAUUUGAACUUUUGCAGGCAUCAUCGACAUAUUGAAGCUUCCAUUGAUUCUCGUAGGGAUGAAAAUCCUGAAGAUGAUCUCAAUCAGAUUCCUCCAUAUGAAUCCUGCCAUCGGUGUGAAGGGAUAUUCUCUGAGUUAACGACUGAAGCUACGAAGAUGGCUGAUCAUAUUAGUUUGAGAGUCAGGCAACUUGUUCAUCUUCAUUUUACUCCUGGUAUCCGAAGAUUCUUAUGGUGCUUGUUUCAUUAUUUCAAAGAUGAUCAAGAAGCACUCCUACGUAAGGGAUGGAUCCUAAUUCAAUUUAUGAUUAUGAAUGCUAUCGCCCUCAGGAAGAUUCUCAAGAAAUAUGACAAAGUGCAUGAAUCUGCAAGUGGUAUGAACUUUAAGUCCAAAUUACAGGCAAAACACUUGGAUGUGAUGCAAUCACCAUGGUUGAUUGAAUUAGUAGCUUUCUAUAUGAAUCUAAAGGGUUCAGACAGUUUGACUUCUGAUGAGCUUUUUGGUCAACUCUCUUAUGAUCUCAAUAUCUCGGAUGAAGAGUCUUUACUGACUUUGACACUUCUAGGUUCUGAAAAGCUGGAGUAUAGUCUCACAUGUCCUAUUUGCUUGGACAUUGUUUUUCAACCAUAUUCUUUGAGUUGUGGACACAUUUUUUGCAAGUCUUGUGCUUGUUUGGCAGCUGGUGUAUUGAUCAUUCAAGGGUUCAAGUUUGCAAAUCAAGAUUCCAAGUGUCCAGUUUGCCGAGAGAGUGGAGUGUAUGCUAAAUCAGUUUGCAUGUCUGAACUAGGUUUGCUCUUACAACGAAGGUAUAAAGAUGGAUUUAAGAAGAGACGAAUGGAAGAACGAGAAAAAAUAUUGAUUCAAACUAAAGAAUAUUGGGAGUUGCAAACAAGUUAUGUGAUGGGAUUAUGA
Molecule: messenger RNA, 1020 nt
Organism: Lactuca virosa
Lineage: Eukaryota; Viridiplantae; Streptophyta; Magnoliopsida; Asterales; Asteraceae
Source: the annotation of a GenBank genome assembly